GAUUACUCCCCAUCGGAAACAAAAUAGAAACAUACAUCAUACAUAUACAUGUAUAAUAACAUAUAGAAUAUUUCGCACCUAAUUUGACUGCUGUGCCACGACUACCUGGCCUGCCCGAUCGGCAUUAUCCCUUCACCUCCUCCUCCAGCCAGAGGUUUAAUUUCGUUAUUCGGCGAGCAGCGGAAAUUUUCAACCGCCCCCACAUACUAUACUAUAUAUAAAUCGAAGCGAAUCCUUCCCCCCCGCCGACCAUGUCAUUGGAUCGCCUUGAUUGUUGGCCAGACCGGAGUUAGUUGGGUGUAAACUGAUGGAGCAGUGACUAUGCGCCGGGAUCGCAAGGAGUACGAAUCGAAGUCCGUCUAGAGAGCCUACCCAAGUGCCCGUUCGGAGCCCCGUUCCUUGAGAUUGACUGUGAUACCGUGCCGAACGGAGGGCAGAAUCCAGAGGAGGAGGACUGGGAGUGGAGACAUCGCAGCACACAUGCUGCUAGUGCGUCAGCUUUUCGGGGCUUCGGCCAACUCCUGGGCGCGAGCCCUUAUCAUCUUCGUCCUGGCCUGGGUUGGCCUGGUCUACGUGUUUGUGGUCAAGUUGACCAACACGCAGGGACAACAGGCCGCCGGCGAGAGCGAGCUAAAUGCCCGCCGAAUCUCACAGGCCCUCCAGAUGCUGGAGCACACGCGCCAGCGCAACGAGGAGCUUAAGCAGCUCAUCGACGAGCUGAUGAGUGACCAGCUGGACAAGCAGAGCGCUCUGAAACUGGUGCAAAGGCUGGAGAACGAUGCUUUGAAUCCAAAGCUGGCGGCCGAGGUCGCCGGUCCGGAACCAGAAUCCAUGUUCGAGUCGGCGCCGGCCGAUCUGCGCGGUUGGAAUAAUGUGGCCGAGGCAGUGCCCAACGAUCUGGAGGCAGGUGGCCCCGAUCAUGGCGAGUUCGAGCCCAGCCUGGAGUACGAGUUCACGCGCCGACGCAUCCAGACAAACAUCGCAGAGAUCUGGAACUUCUUCAGCAGCGAGCUGGGCAAGGUGCGCAAGACGGUGGCCGCCGGUCAUGCGAAUGCCGAUCUGGAGGAGUCCAUCAACCAGGUGCUGCUGCAGGGCGCCGAGCACAAGCGCUCGCUGCUGAGCGACAUGGAGCGGCUGCGCCAGUCCGACGGCUACGAGGCCUGGCGCCACAAGGAGGCGCGCGAUCUGAGCGACUUGGUGCAGCGGCGCCUGCACCACCUUCAGAAUCCCAGUGACUGCCAGAAUGCUCGCAAGCUGGUCUGCAAGCUUAACAAGGGCUGUGGCUACGGCUGCCAACUGCACCAUGUGGUGUACUGCUUUAUUGUGGCCUAUGCCACCGAGCGAACGCUCAUCCUAAAGUCCCGCGGCUGGCGGUACCACAAGGGCGGCUGGGAGGAGGUCUUCCAGCCGGUGUCCAACAGCUGCCACGAUGCGGGCACCGCCAACACAUACAAUUGGCCGGGCAAGCCGAACACCCAGGUGCUGGUGCUGCCCAUCAUUGACUCGCUGAUGCCGAGACCACCGUACCUGCCGCUCGCCGUUCCCGAGGAUCUGGCGCCGCGCCUCAAGCGUCUGCAUGGAGACCCCAUCGUCUGGUGGGUGGGCCAGUUCCUUAAGUAUUUGCUGCGACCGCAGACGCCGACGCUGGAUUUCCUCACGGCUGGCAUGCGGAAUCUGGGAUGGGAGCGUCCCAUUGUGGGGGUCCACGUCCGUCGCACGGACAAGGUGGGCACGGAGGCGGCCUGCCACAGUGUGGAGGAGUACAUGACCCAUGUGGAGGAUUACUACCGUACGCUGGAGGUGAACGGCAGCAGUGUGGCGCGUCGCAUCUUCCUUGCCUCGGACGAUGCUCAAGUUAUUGAGGAGGCGCGCAGGAAGUACCCGCAGUACCAGAUCAUCGGUGAUCCGGAGGUUGCACGCAUGGCGUCCGUAUCCACACGAUACACGGACACGGCGCUAAACGGCAUCAUACUGGACAUCCACUUGCUGUCCAUGUCCGAUCACCUGGUGUGCACAUUCUCGUCGCAGGUGUGUCGCGUGGCGUACGAGAUUAUGCAGACAAUGUAUCCGGAUGCGGCGCAUCGGUUCAAGUCGCUGGACGACAUCUACUACUAUGGCGGCCAGAAUGCGCACAACCGUCGCGUCGUCAUCGCCCACAAGCCGCGCACGCACGAGGAUCUGCAGCUGCGCGUGGGUGACCUCGUCUCGGUGGCCGGCAACCACUGGGAUGGCAACUCGAAGGGCAAGAACACCCGCACCAACCAGGGCGGCCUGUUCCCCUCGUUCAAGGUGGAGGAGAAGGUGGACACCGCCAAGCUGCCCCUCUAUCCGGGCGUUUAGUUGGAUGGCCAGCGUGCCCCCUCUCCUCGGCCAUGUUGUUGAUUGAUCUGUGAAUCUUUUCUGCCGCAUUCCACCUGGAGUUUCCAUGGUGCAGUUCGAUUCGGCUCGGUUCAGCAUCACCAGUAUCUAUCUAUCUAUCUAUCGAAUGUCCAGAAUCUCAAAUGAAAUCUCGCUCUUUUUGUAAUUGUCCAUUGAGCGCCUGUGCUCCUUGUGACCCUUUUUUCAUCGUGUUCUCGUCUACGCACUUUUACGCUCUGAUGGUUCCGAAACCGAAUCUUUUUCUUAUUCUGCAUUUGUACAAGUCUUUUAUUAAUAAGUAAGUCCAAAGCCGAAGAAAUUAUGUUGACAAGGAUAUACAUAAAUAUAUAUAUAUAAAUAAAUUAUAUAUAGGAGUGCAUGUAGGUUCACUAAGCGCAAUAUAGUCUAUCACCUGUAAAAUAGUUGAAAAAAAAACAAAACAAAACAAAAAUUGAGCGCAAAACAAACCUAAAUCUGAUUAAACUCAAGCGUCAAUAGUAAAAUAAAUAAAUAGUAAUGUUUUAAAAAGAAA
Molecule: messenger RNA, 2890 nt
Organism: Drosophila subpulchrella
Lineage: Eukaryota; Metazoa; Arthropoda; Insecta; Diptera; Drosophilidae
Gene: FucT6
Product: alpha-(1,6)-fucosyltransferase
Exons: 4
Coding region: 481-2340 (619 amino acids)
Biological process (GO): protein N-linked glycosylation
Cellular component (GO): Golgi cisterna membrane
Molecular function (GO): protein binding; glycoprotein 6-alpha-L-fucosyltransferase activity
Source: RefSeq, a predicted model, not a curated record